This is a messenger RNA of Nothoprocta perdicaria, 2749 nucleotides long. Its product is annotated as gamma-aminobutyric acid receptor-associated protein-like 1. The transcript is spliced from 4 exons. The record is from RefSeq and is a predicted model, not a curated record. Gene Ontology annotation, cellular component: autophagosome; cytosol; autophagosome membrane. NCBI's taxonomy places the organism in Eukaryota, Metazoa, Chordata, Aves, Tinamiformes, Tinamidae. The coding region runs from base 39 to 392 and encodes 117 amino acids. Gene Ontology annotation, biological process: autophagosome assembly; cellular response to nitrogen starvation; autophagy of mitochondrion. Gene Ontology annotation, molecular function: ubiquitin protein ligase binding; GABA receptor binding.
CAGCGGAGGGGGAGCUGCCGCCCGGCGCCCGGCGCAGCAUGAAGUUCCAGUACAAGGAGGACCAUCCUUUCGAGUACAGAAAAAAGGAAGGGGAGAAGAUCAGGAAGAAGUACCCGGACAGAGUGCCCGUAAUCGUGGAAAAAGCACCAAAAGCCAGAGUACCUGACCUAGACAAAAGGAAGUAUCUUGUGCCUUCUGACCUCACAGUUGGCCAGUUCUACUUCUUAAUUCGAAAGAGAAUCCACCUGAGGCCAGAGGAUGCCCUGUUCUUCUUCGUCAAUAAUACCAUCCCUCCUACCAGUGCUACCAUGGGACAGCUGUAUGAGGAUAACCAUGAGGAAGACUAUUUUCUCUAUGUGGCCUACAGUGAUGAAAGCGUCUAUGGCAAGUGAACACCAGCCACCAAUCAUGCAGGCGAGAUGGACAGAUGGAACUAAUUUGGGGGGAUGGUUUUAUGUUGGAGCAGCGGAAGGAGAAUGUUUGAGAAGAGAGGAUGAGAACUGGAAGUGAAUCACAUGCACAAUGCCGUCACCUUCAUGCAUUAAUUAUAAUCAUUAUUUUUAAAUUGAGGGGAGGGAGGGUAAAAAGAAAUGGUGUGAAAGGGCAAACUGAUAGGCCAACAAGAGAUUCUGUGCUGCGGGAGGAGGAGACUCCAUCUUUUUUUAGUUUUCUCUUGCCACAGCAGGAAUUUGGUAGCCAAUACUGGAGGCUGCUAGACAAGCCAGAGUUGUGGAUCUUCUGCAGAGUGACUGGGAAGGAAAGAAAUGACUGUUCAUUUUAACCCUUUCAUUGGAUGAGGGAGGCAUGUCUGGAGCACGUAUUGUACACCUUGUCACACCUUGCCCAUGGUUUGGGUUGCACUCCUGUGGGCAUUCAGGGAGCAGUGCAAUAUUUGUACUGCCCCCGUAAGGCUGUCCUGUGCCGACAGUCCUCACUCCAGCUGCUGCCUGUGAAGUGUUGUAUGACUAUUGCAUUUCCCAUGACAUCACUGUUAAAAGGGCUAACUCUGAGGGCUGGAAACUGUUCAGCUGUGAUGUGUAAAGGUUGAGAAGCAGGAGAAGAAAGGAAGGACUUGUUUUCUUUGUUGCAAAGAAACUGCAAGUUCUGGACAAAACUCUGAGACCAAUUCUUUUGUUCUUUUCAGUGAAACCAGYUGAUAUACUCAUAUGCGUAGGGCAAGGGAGGACAUCAAGAAAACUUCUAGUCCACUCAGACCCUGAGACAGAACUGAAUAGACCAGAAAUGGCCAUUUCCAUGGCUGUUUAUUUACGUUGUUUUUAGUGAGCUUCACUGAUGCCCGUCUUGUAGGCGACUGUGAUAGCCUCUUCAUUUUCUAGCUAGCCUCCAAGUGAGAAAGCUUAUUGCAUUCUUAUUUAAGUCAGUAUCCCUUGCUGUGUAUUAAGGCAACACUUGAUAUCGAUGAACACGGAGAAUAAUCUAUUUGUGUUGUCUUUUGUAAUAAUCUUAGGCAAGUUUGAGGAUGGCAGAAAUUCUGUGGAUUUACCCUCCCCUUCUGUGUCUCAUUCCUGUACAGAUCUUGCACCGUAUUCACAAGCAAAGGAAAUUAGUCCCUCACAAACGCGUUUUCCUGGCUUUCUGUGAUAGGAUUAUCUUUGCUUCCAGAGAAAUGCUUUUAGGCAUGUGGGGAAGGAGAACUAAAUGGCCACAGGGCAGAUUUUCUAUAAAUGCUUCCCUUCUAUCCCACCUCCUUUUAAGUCAGUACAGUUCUUAGAAAGGUCCCAAACAGAUUUUGUCCUGUGCAAGUCUUAUGCUGUCCUACUAAAGCAGUUUCUUCCUGGUGGCACAGCAGACUUUUUCCAUAAACACCGUUAGUCUGAUGAAGGAGUUGGGCUUUGGUCAGUGAGAUGACUUAGAGGAACAUUCUAGGUUAAGGUUUUAUCUAAAAAUUGGAGAACUGAACUAUAUUACUAUAAACAUUCCUACAUACAGGAGGGGAACGAAGAAAGAGGAAAAGACGAGAAGGAUAAAGAAGACGGGCAGAUUCCAAUGUAAAGUGGGGGUGUUAAUGUAUUUACAUGUUGGAAUUAGAUCCCAGUCCUCAGGAAGGAGAAAUCAAUAUGUUUGUCCUCUGACUGUGGGAGAGAGAAAAAUUACAACUUUUUUUGGACUGCUAUUUCCCUGGAGUUUUUAAGGGAAGAAGAAUUUAGGGGUGUGUAAUGAAAGAGAAUUGGCAGAGUUAUGUGCAGGUCAGGAGGAUCAUUGCCUGUGUGGCAUGGAAGGUAGUAGACUGGAAUGAGAGAGAAAGGAAGGUGUGCAAAAAGAUGUAUUUAGAAUAAUCACAAUAAACAGGCAGAAAAUGGGGGAGUAAAAGAAGAAAUACAUGGCUUAGUUAUCGCCAGCUUCUUAACUUCAGUCAUAUGCUCAUCUAGAGUAAAUGCUGGGGUAAGUUAUACCUCCUACCUAAUUUAAAUCAGUUCUGCCUACAGUGUACAGUGCUCUCUUUUUGACCCACUCUCCUCUAAUUAUCAGGCUGUUCUCACAUGCUUUGCUUGCAAAUCCAUAACAGUCUCUUCUUUUAGGAAAUUCUGAAGUUUCUGGAAUAGAAAGUAGAUCCAGAAGACUUUGUAGGGUAAAAGACAAUAUGGGGCAGGACAGGAUGGCAUGCAUAUCUACCACUGUCACACGUGCUCACACCCAUACUACUAAGCACAUGGCUUAGGCUUGGACACACGUAGGGGAGAAAAGAGUUGGAAGGAGAAUUGCUUGACUUUGUGUUCAGACCUGCUCU